This is a messenger RNA of Blepharisma stoltei, 2467 nucleotides long. The record is from the annotation of a GenBank genome assembly. NCBI's taxonomy places the organism in Eukaryota, Ciliophora, Heterotrichea, Heterotrichida, Blepharismidae.
AUGGAGCAACCAGAAGACUUCUUACUCUCCUUCCUCUGUGAGCAAAUAAAAAUUUUGUUAGCCUACCGGGUUUAUUUUUAAAAAUAUUUAUAUGGAAAUUUAUAAUAAUUUUUUUUUAAAAUCCCAAAUCGAAAUAUAGAAUUUUCCCAUAGAUGGCGCUGUUUGCCCUUGAUUUGCCCACUAGGAAAAUUUUUUGGUUUGGCCAAACCAUAUGGUACUGGUCGAACAAAAAAUUUUCACAGUGGGCAAAUCAAGGGCAAACAGUGCCAUCUAUGGGAAAAUUUCUAUAGCUUUAAAGCAAAUAUUAAUUUAAUUUGUCAAAUUUAUAUUUUAAUAUGCAAGCUGUUUAAAAUAAACAGAAUUAACUAGAGAUUUCAGUAUAAUAAUUAUCAUUUAAUAAAAAUUUUUUUAUUUUUUUUCCGAAAAAAUAGGAAUUUUUCCAAUGGGUGUUCGCUUAUGGAUGGGGCUGCUAGAAGAAGGAAACAGUUGUGAAGAUCAAAAUCCUGCACCUGAUCAAAACAGUCAGUCUGAAGUCAAGAACCAAGAGCUAUUGGCAAUGACCGUCGAAAUCGGUGACGGCCGACAAGAUAUCAUUAUCAUUUACGAAAAUGACGACCCCUCUCAACUUGCUCAAGAUUUCGCCAAAAAGCAUUUUCUUGACAAAUCCAUGCAACAUUCCUUAGAGUCCUUAAUUAAACAAAACAAAGAAGCUGUUAUGAAAAAUGCCAAGCUCCAAGACCCAGGAAAAGUCCAAGAUUUUUAUGGAUCAUAUUCAAGCUCCCGUCAACAAGAAGUCAUUCAACAGCGAGAUAAUAAGAAAAAAAAGCCAAAGGCAGCUGCAAAAGAUGACUUUAAUUAUAAUGCCCCAAAUGAUGCUCCACAUAUCUCAAGCGGUAGCAUCUAUGAAAGACUAGCAAAACAAUCGAAAACUGCAAGACCAAAAACAGCUUCUUCAGCGUCAACUAGUCAGCUGCAUACAAAUAAGCAGAAUCCUAGUAAAAGGAAUUAUGGGGAAUGGUUGUAUUUGAAAGGCCUAAAACAAAAAGAAACAGCAAAACAAAAAAUCGAAAAUAAAAAAAAUGAAAUUGAAGAAAAAUCCGCCAAAGAGUUUACGUUUACACCGUCAAUUAAUAAGACAUCAGGAUCUGUAGCCUCAUCUAGAAAUGAAGUAUAAGCUAAAUCUAAGUUAAUUAUUAUAAAAAAUUUGCAUUCGUCCUUUAUUUGUCUUCUAUAUUAUAUGAUCGGUUGCUUAAAUUUCUGAUCGGCUCCACGAGCCAAAGAUGGAUUCCACGCGUGAAAAUCCAGAAAUUCCAUGUGGAAACCCAUUUUUGGCUCGUGGGAGCAGAUCAGAAAUAACACCAAAAGACUAUAUUUAUUUCUCAUUAUUUUUGCCAAUUUAUUUAGAAAUGAAGAUAAACUAGAAAAUUAUUUAAUAAAAAAAGGAAAGCAAUAUGAAGAGCAUAAAGAAAAAAUUAAAGCAGAAGUUGAAGAGGAACAAAUGAAAGAAUGCUCAUUCGUGCCAGCUAUAAAGGAGAGGCAGCUAAAAUCAAGAGACUACAGCAAAUCUGUCCACGAAGAGCUAUUCCAGCAAGCUUCUAAACGAAAAGAAAAGAAGCUUGAACAAGAAAUCAAUAGCAUCAAACAGUUCAGUUUUAGACCUGACAUUGCAAAGCAAAGGACCACCGAAACCAAAGAAGAAUUUGUCGAAAGGCUAAUUAACUCCAAGCUUAAAUUUGAAGAAGAAAUGGAAGCUGCCAGACAAAGCCAAAUCGUCACCCACGACGAAAGCACAGGUCAACAGCUUUUCCGGCCUCAAACCUAUAGUAAAGUCAAUGUAAGAUUUAUAUAGCGAUCUGCAGACACUCCUAUUUGGGAACAUUUAUAUUCUCUAAAAGACGUAAAAGCUGCUAAUAUUGAUAAAGAGCUAAGAAUGCAAACUGAAAGACUUGCAGAAGCUUCUAUAUCAGGCCGAAGGCCCAGUGAUAACUCUCAAAAAAUAUUCGAAAAAUUCAAAACAAGUCAACUGGAAAGGAUUUUUAAGCUUUUAGAUUCUGAUCAAGACGGCAGCAUCUCAUCAGGAAAUAUUUCUAUUGAUACGCUUGAAGAUAAAACUUGUGAAAUAAUGGCACCAAUAUUUGAAGAAAUUGAAGAAGAAAAUCUGACCCUUGAUUUUGCAGCUUUUGUUGAAAAAAUGAAUGAGCUUUUGAAAAAUUUGAAUAUUGAAGAAAAGGCGUAUAUUCUCAAACGGGAAACAAAACCUGAGCCUGAAGAAGUGAAAAAACCAAGAAUUAGUGAAAUGUCAAUUAAAUUAAGUGAAAAGUCUAGAGGGAAUUUACCAGAGAAUAUUUAUGAGAGGUUAACAAUGACUCAGCAAUUAAAACAGUUGAAGUUGGUAAAGGAAAGAGAGGAGAGGGAAAUGGCAGAAGUGAAACAAUGCACGUUUAGGCCGUCAUUGAGAUCUAGAUAA